Messenger RNA from Rosa chinensis, 3095 nucleotides. RefSeq names its product pentatricopeptide repeat-containing protein At1g77170, mitochondrial. The transcript is spliced from 8 exons. Gene Ontology annotation, molecular function: RNA binding; protein binding. Bases 561 to 1991 code for a protein of 476 amino acids. Lineage: Eukaryota; Viridiplantae; Streptophyta; Magnoliopsida; Rosales; Rosaceae. Gene Ontology annotation, biological process: RNA modification. The record is from RefSeq and is a predicted model, not a curated record.
UGACUGCAGGGUCUAUUAGCAGAAUACCAGAAGAGUUCAGAGACGAGAACUUCUCCCUCUUGCCCACCUAUCCUGUCUUUCAAGAUCAACCAAGAAGCUCAGAUUCUAUUACCAAAUUUAACCUUCAUUGAAGAGGAGCAGAUAUCCAUCUUUGCUGUUUCACAGUAUCAGACCAUUGGUGGGAAAAAGGAAGAGGAGAGAUCGAAGAUUUUGGUCGAUUUUGAUUGACUUUUGGAGGAAGGUUUGGGUUUGUUUUGGGAGAGGUUGCUUGGUUUUCAUCAGAGAAACAAGUAAUUGUUUUGAGCAGAAAACUUGGUUUCCUAUUGCUUAAUUGUGCAACUGACUCUAAGCUGUUUUAACAGCAUUUGUAAUAUAUAUUUCAACAUUACCAGAACAUCUAUAUUAAUGAGUCUAUUCCAAAACCCGCAGCAACGCGCGGGCAUGUAUGCUAGUUUAUACAAAUUCUGGUAUGAGUAUGACACCCAAUUAUUGGAGUUGUCCUUAUUACUAAAUUUUAGUCGGGUUACUUCUGAGUUCUGAAGCCUAUUGUCCAGUUUUUGAUGUCCAACUAUUUCUCUCUAUAUAGAACACAAAGCUCUGAUUUCAUUACUCGUUUUAUACACCACAUUUCUCAAACCAAGAAUCAAAGCGCCGUUAAGAAACUCCAUGCUCACCUUCUAACAACAGGGUUGCUUAUCAUAUCCCCUCAUUUUCACGCUAAACUUAUCCUCUCAUACACCAAAUGCCUUCCCCAACACAACCUCCAGACACUGACCCACUUCUUCAAAUGCAUGAAACCCAAAAGCGAAUUACCAUUCAAUGUGUUAAUGGCUGACUUCUGCCGAAAUGGGUUCAGUUUUCUUGCUCUCAAAACCUUAUCAUUCAUGCACAGUAGCGGCGUUCCUAUAGAUACGUAUGCUUUGUGUAGUUCUUUAACUGCUGCAUCUUCUAUUAAAGAUGUUGGCUUCGGUAGAAAGAUACAUGCCCAUGUGGUAAAGUCAGGCUGGUGCUCCAGUGUUUUUGUUGGGAGUGCUCUGAUUGACUUGUAUGCCAAGUCAUUGGUUAUAGGAGAUGCAGGCCAAGUGUUUGAUGAAAUGCCGCUGAGAAACACUGUUUGUGCAAACGCACUUUUAUCAGGUUAUGGUGAUGCCAAGUUGUGGACAGAGGCAGUAGAAUUGAUCAGGAAGAUGCCGGCACUGAGUUUGGAGUAUGAUCACUUCACAUUGUCUGCGGCAUUACGUGCCUGUGCUGGGCUAGCUGCAGUUGAAUUGGGUAGGCAGGUACAUGGUUAUUUGAUGCGUUCGGUUUAUGAUGUGGGAAGUGAUGUGUUUCUGCUGAGUUCAUUGAUUGAAAUGUAUGGUAAAUGUGGGCUGGUAGCCAAGGCUCAGAAAGUUUUCAAUUUUGAUGGAAAAGGAGAGGGGAAAAGAGAUGUGGUUAUGUGGACUUCAUUGCUUGGUGUGUGUGGUAGAAAUGGAUACUAUAAAGAGGUACUUGAACUAUUCAAAGAUAUGUUGAUGGAAGGAAUUAGCCCAGAUGGGGUGGCAUUUGUGACAGUCAUCUCUGCUUGUGCUCGCACCGGUCAAUUGCAGCUCGGCAUUGAGUAUUUUGAAUCCAUGGAACUCAAGUUCAGCUUGAAACCAGGUCCAGAACACUACAGCUGUCUAGUUGAUUUGCUGUGUAGAGCUGGUGAAUUGGGCAAGGCAUGGAAGCUCAUUGAUGAGAUGCUUAAUAAAGGUCACAGCAGCUGCACUGUCCCUAUGUGGGGAGCUUUGCUUAAUGCUUGCAAAGAUCAAGGUGAUGUUGAAUUGGGUAAACUGGCUGCUCAAUGGGCACUUGAGUUGAAUCCUCAUAAUGAUGGUAUUUAUGUUUUGCUAUCAAAUUUAUAUGCCAGGUUCGGUAUGUGGCAUGAGAUUAAUCAUUUGAGGGAGUUGAUGAAAGAAAAGGGGUUAAGGAAAGAUGUCGGAUAUAGCCAUAUUGAAGUAACAAAUUGAAAAAGCCAGGUUGGGUAUUGUUUCACAUUGGAUGUUGUUGUUUAUGGUCGUGUUAUGGAGCUUGAGGAUACAUUUUGAUAUGAGUUGAAAUUUGAGUCAUUUCCCAUUGUUCUAAUAACAAUGUUGCUACCAAUAGAGCAGGGAAGAACUACAUCCAGUGGCAAAGAAGCAACUUCUGGUUGGAUUUAAUAUCUAACGUCAAUAUGUUUAUUCUCCAUCUCAUAGUUAUUAUCCAGAAACACCUCCUACUAUGUACAAUGUUGUUGUGGGAAGUUAAUCUACAUGUGUUUAAUUGUUCAAUCAAAGUACAAACUAGAAGUUUGAUUAGAUUCCUUUAUAUGUGGUGAAUGUUUUUCGUUUGAUUCCUUUUUAUUCAUGAUAUGUUUUAGGGUAUCUUAACUGUCAGUUUAAUUUUAUGUCAAAUGAUUCAAAACAACCAAACAAGCUGUUUCUUUUUUGGCAUAGUUUUGGGGAUGAAUGUGAUCUGUAAUAGUUUCAAACAAAGGAUAUUGGUGGUAAUGUACUCACAAUACCUACCAAAGCCCUGGAACAUGGAAAUAGAAAACUAUUAGGCUUCUGAUUUUUCAGUGUUUCAAUUUCUUCACAGAUUUCAUCAUUUGAAGUUGUACCAAGAAGAUGAAUCUGGUCCUAUGUUGACCAAGAAACCUGUGGUCGUGGAAUCCUAUGAUGAGAUUGUGUUCCCUGAGCCUUCAGAGAGUUUUUUAGCUCGCGUCCAGAAUCACCCUGCUAUAGCCUCCCCCAGAUUACCUGCUGGUUUGACUCUGCCUCCUCCUGUGCCAGUUGAAGAUCCAAGUAAAAGAAAGAGAGGUGCCACAAAAGAUCAUCCCCUGACCCAGUGGUUCAUGAAUUUUUCAGAAGCUGAUGAGCUUCUACAACUGGCUGCAGCUCGUCAGCAAAUGAGCAUUCCUCUCUCUGAAAUUUCUGGAUAUAUAAUAAGCAACUUAGACCUGAUUGAUGUUAUAAAUUUUGUUGCAUUUUUGUGAGUAUCAUGAGUUUUACUGCUGCAUGUAUUCUUAGAUUAGUAUGCACUUGCUGAAUUUUUUUCUUUGUAGUGAAUCUUUUGCCAUGAAUGCAUGUUAGUGC